Stegodyphus dumicola is the source of this 654-nucleotide messenger RNA. RefSeq names its product protein max-like. Lineage: Eukaryota; Metazoa; Arthropoda; Arachnida; Araneae; Eresidae. The record is from RefSeq and is a predicted model, not a curated record. Gene Ontology annotation, molecular function: DNA-binding transcription factor activity; protein dimerization activity. Gene Ontology annotation, cellular component: RNA polymerase II transcription regulator complex. Gene Ontology annotation, biological process: positive regulation of transcription by RNA polymerase II.
UUAUAUGUUUGUAAUCAUUGCUUUGAAGCGUGAAAAUCUGAAGUUACGUGAGUUAAAGAUGAAUGUAGAUAAAGCAAGUGUGUCCAGUGAUGCAUCAUGUACUGACUCAUCCUUCGAAUUUGAAAGUUCAGGGAAAAAGAGAACGUACCACAAUAUCUUGGAAAGAAAGCGGAGGCAUCAUAUCAAAGAAGGUUACUUAAAAUUGAGAAAUGUCAUUCCAGAAAUAGCAGGUAAAAAAGUCUCACGAAUACAGAUUUUGAAAAGUGCAAUUGAACACAUUCGACUUCUUCGAGAACAAAUCAAAAUGAAGGAGAACCUUGCUCGACAACUCAAAAUUCGGAUUCGCUUCGCAAAGUCAGGAAAAAGCAUUCGAGAUAAUAUUUUUUGAAAUUUCUUCAGAUUUUUUAAAAGUUGCGACUCUGCUGAUCAUUUGUUUACACUUUUUGACUUAACACAAAAUUGACAAAUGUGAGGAAAAAAUAUUUGUUUGCUCACUGUAAAAGUUGCCAUAUUUUUCAUUUUGUUUCUCUAAAUUUGCUUACAAGUGCAAAAACUAACAGUAUCACUUACGUGUUUCGUUUAUACGAUAAAGCUUAUGUACUAGAAUGCUCUUUGAGAGAACCAUCGUGUUGCUUUUACAGAAAUAAUAAAUAA